UUGGUAAGAAAAACUUGUUGCAAAUUAUCUGAGAAAUCAACCUCCGGCACAACUCAAGAGAGAUGGAGCACACCGAGGUGGUGAAGCCAGAAACUCUGGAUGACCUGAUAAAAAUCCUGCAUAAGAUCUUCGAGAGUGACUGCAUCAAUGUUGAGGAGGUCCAGCAAAUAAUGGAAUCAUAUGAGAGCAAUCCUCAGGAAUGGAUGAAAUUUGCGAAGUUUGACCAGUACAGGUACACAAGGAACUUGGUCGAUGAGGGCAAUGGGAAGUUCAAUCUCAUUGUUCUGUGCUGGGGUGAAGGCCAUGGCAGUAGCAUCCAUGACCACACAGACUCCCACUGUUUCAUGAAGCUGCUGCAGGGUCAGCUGAAGGAGACACUGUUUGAGUGGCCGGACAGUAAAUCUCACGGAGAUAUGGUUCAGAAGUCACAGAGAAUUCUCCAGGAAAACAAGGUUGCUUACAUCAAUGACUCCAUUGGCCUGCAUCGUGUGGAGAAUGUGAGCCACACAGAGAGUGCCGUCAGCUUGCACCUCUACAGUCCCCCUUUCCAGACCUGCCAGACCUUUGACCAGCGGACGGGCCACAGGAACACUGUCAAGAUGACAUUCUGGAGCAAAUUUGGAGAUAGAACUCCAUUUGAGACCGCCAGUUCCCAAGAAAACAACUGAUGGCCACCAAAGGUGUUUCCGGAUGAUGAUGACAGUUGCUUUUGAAAUGACAAUGUUGUGAAAUUGAUUCAAGGGAAACUGCUGGGGAAGCAAAUUGUGGACCUACUAUGACUAGGCAACCUAUUUAAAAAAUCAGGACCAGGCCAGUUCAAAAGGACACCCCAGUAAUUAGAAUGGCUUUAUCACUGCCCAGUGUGAGUUUGGCAAAUACUGAUGAGCACAGGACGAAUGCAUGAAUAGGCUUGGACGUGGAUUGAAUCUGCCUUUUGUUUGCUGGGCCUGAGGAGACCCUUUUCCAAUAACAACAUUCCUGUCUAUCCAUGACCUGUGUAACCACAUUUUGUAAAGUUAUGGCCUAUAGUCAAAGGGGAGCGCUUAAGCAUUUCAAAAAGGGGAAGAUCUUGAUGUUAAGUUUCUCUUACAUUUUAUAUCUCACAAAAAGGAAAACAGUUCUGCAGUCAACAGUUUCAAUCUCAUUGGAGCACUUUUAUAGCUGUAUUUACUGUCGGUUCAUACCACUCAAAAUAGUCUUAACACCUGUUGAAAAUUGUGAUGAAAUGUAACAUUGUUUGUACAGUCUAAUUAAAAAAAAAAGAGUUUGUUCAAUUUGCAUUCGGAAAAAGAAAUGUAAAGCUUUAGAGUUGUGUUGUUUUUAAAAGUGUGAUGCGUGUAAUUUAUUUACAGAGUAUUCUGUUCAUGGAAGGAGUGUUAAAAUCAACAAGUUACCAUGUUACUCCUUAAUGUAUUCAUACUCAAGUUUUGACCAAGAGAGUUUUAGGUAGGGACUAUUUUGUAUUAUUGGCAGAUAAUAUGUUUAGAUGAAACUCAUACUUUUUCUCAGGAUUUUGGCAAAUUUUGAUUGUAGCCGUAUUUAUACAGUGUGUAGCUGUAUAGCAUAGUACCUCUCAUAGCACUGUCAAAUGCAUGCCUGCUCUCUAUGAUGCAGUAAAUGAUAAAUCUGGCCAUAACUGUAGACCAUUAAACAUGAUUACUCUUUCACAGAA
This is a messenger RNA of Toxotes jaculatrix (banded archerfish), 1672 nucleotides long. It is a transcript of the gene cdo1, whose product is annotated as cysteine dioxygenase, type I. The record is from RefSeq and is a predicted model, not a curated record. Gene Ontology annotation, biological process: L-cysteine catabolic process. Bases 63 to 668 code for a protein of 201 amino acids. Lineage: Eukaryota; Metazoa; Chordata; Actinopteri; Toxotidae. The transcript is spliced from 5 exons. Gene Ontology annotation, molecular function: ferrous iron binding; cysteine dioxygenase activity.